UGAGGCGUGGGGCCGGCCGGGUAAAUAUAGACGCUGAAGGCGGCUCGGCGUCUUAAAAAGGACCAGCUGGGUGCCGACGAAACACGGGAAAAAGCAAGGCACGCAUUGCGAGUUUUCGUUGAUACUAAGACGCGCGGAGAGCAGCCAGCAUGUCCAAGAACGCGCCAGCGAUUGGCAUUGACCUCGGCACCACGUACUCCUGCGUGGGCGUCUUCCAACAUGGGCGAGUUGAAAUCAUAGCCAAUGACCAAGGAAACCGCACGACACCCAGCUACGUAGCCUUUACGGACACCGAGCGGCUGAUCGGAGACCCUGCCAAGGCGCAAGUGGCACUCAAUCCCGAGAACACUGUGUUCGACGCCAAGCGGCUCAUUGGCAGGAAGUACGAUGACCCGAAAAUUCAGCAGGACAUCAAUCACUGGCCUUUCAAGAUCGUCAAUCAGGGAGGCAAGCCCAACAUAUGCGUCGAGUUCAAAGGCGAGAAAAAGAUCUUCAAUGCCGAAGAAAUCAGUGCCAUGGUGUUGACCAAGAUGAAGGAAACUGCGGAAGCCUACCUUGGGUGUCCGGUGAAAGACGCCGUCGUCACUGUGCCUGCUUACUUCAAUGACUCGCAAAGACAAGCCACGAAGGAUGCCGGCGCUAUUGCCGGCUUGAACGUCUUGAGGAUUAUCAAUGAACCAACGGCGGCUGCACUUGCAUAUGGACUGGACAAAAACCUGAAAGGUGAGAAGAACAUUCUCAUUUUUGAUCUCGGAGGAGGAACUUUCGACGUGUCCAUUUUGACAAUCGAUGAAGGAUCCAUGUUCGAAGUACGAUCAACAGCGGGUGACACUCACCUUGGAGGUGAGGACUUUGACAACCGCCUCGUCAACUACUUUGUCGAGGAGUUUAAGCGGAAGCAUAAGCGUGACCUCAAGACAAAUGCACGCGCUAUUCGGCGGCUGAGGACGGCGUGUGAACGCGCGAAGCGGACCUUGUCAAGUAGCAGCGAAGCAAGCAUUGAGAUCGACGCACUAUUUGAAGGAAUUGACUUUUACAGCAAAAUAACAAGAGCCAGAUUUGAGGAAAUGUGCAUGGAUCUUUUCCGGAGCACUCUGGAACCUGUAGAAAAAGCGUUGCAAGACUCUAAGCUCAGUAAGUCGCAAAUACACGAAAUCGUGCUAGUUGGAGGCUCCACGCGCAUUCCUCGAAUACAAAAGCUUCUGAAAGAUUUCUUCAAUGGAAAGGACCUUGCCAUGUCGAUCAAUCCUGACGAAGCCGUAGCUUACGGAGCUGCCAUACAGGCUGCUAUACUGACUGGAGACACGAGCGACAUUAUCAAGGAUGUUCUGCUCGUGGAUGUAGCGCCGCUAUCACUGGGCAUCGAAACGGCUGGUGGAGUCAUGGCUAAGAUCGUGGAGCGCAACAGCCGUAUUCCUUGCAAGACGUCCAAGACAUUUACGACCUACGCUGACAACCAGACAGGAGUCACCAUUCAAGUUUUUGAGGGAGAAAGAGCCAUGACUAAGGACAAUCACCUUCUGGGCACCUUCGAUCUCAUGGGCAUUCCUCCGGCCCCACGGGGAGUUCCCCAGAUCCAGGUGACUUUUGACUUGGACGCGAACGGAAUUCUUCAGGUGUCGGCUAAAGACGAGAGUACGGGCCGCUCCGAGAGCAUUCGAAUCACAAACGACAAAGGACGACUCUCCAAGGACGAGAUCGACCGCAUGCUUGCCGACGCCGAGAAGUACCGACAGGAAGACGAAAAGCAGCGCGAAAGGGUGGCCGCACGCAAUAACCUCGAAUCGUACGUGUACAACGUCAAGCAGUCGGUCGAAAUGGUGGGUCCAGAGAAGCUGGACGCGGCCGACAAGCAAAAGGUUCUGAGCAAGUGCGAAGAGGUCAUCAACUGGAUCGACAGGAACACUCUGGCCGAGAAGGACGAGUACGAUGACAAGAUGAAGGAUAUGCAGCAGGUGUGCACGCCUAUCAUGACCAAGCUGCACCAGGGUGGUGGCCAGGCACCUCCCAACCAGGGAGGUGCUGCUGGCCCCAAGAUCGACGAGGUGGACUGAAUAGCGGUGGUUGUGCUCAUUUCGCUUCACCGUCCAUUUUUUUUACCAUCUGAAUUGUUGUCCGCUCAAGAGAGGAGAAUGAGAGCUACGUAACUGACGAAUGAAUCCCCCCUUUGGAGUAUACUCUCUGCCCACGAAAUCAGUGUUGCAUCAAGUUAUCCUUGCUUCCGUGAAGUCAGGGGCACUACUGCGCGCGUGGCGGUCAUUAAACGCGUAUUUAGAGUGAGCAUGCUCAGGCGUGCAUUCACAAAUAUCGAAAGUAGGAGGUUUGACAGCCGAAGCGUUUCAAAUAGUGCGUUGGAUCUAGCUGUCAAAAAUUUUGAUUAAUAUUUAUGGACUUUGAGUAAAACUGUGCUUCUCGGAAAAAGGCGCCUUUGCUGUGCGUUUUAUAUUAAACGACAAUGUCGCAAUUUACAGAAAAUUUGUGUCUCUGCACAUUACCCAAUGCGCAAAUAUUUAGGUCAUUACAGCUGCAACUUCUUAGCCAGUCUGCUUACGGUUAACCAUUUAUUAUGAAAAUUAGAAAUUAUGAAUUUUAAAGGUGUGCUAGGAUACGCCUUAUACUCCAUAACUUGCCCAACUGUGUUCUCGCUUGUGAUGUGGUGAAGUGCUGACUAACAAAGUCUCUAUUUCUCUGCAUCAAAGCUCAGUUUUGCAGCCGUUAAUAUAGAACAUGUCACUUUCUUACCCUGUCUUACUGUUUCUGGCUAGUACAUAUUUGAAUACUUGUCAACAAUGUAAGUGGCCCUGCACUAUCUAUCCCUGUUCUGCCAUUAUUUCUAGAAACGAGUAGGAAAACUGCGUAAGUGAGAUCGUUUAGUAUAGCAAUGAAAUAAUUCUUGAGCGUUUAUUUCACAAGCUUCCUAGAGAAGCUGUUUCCGAGAAUAUUAUCGUUAUGUACAACGUGUGAAGAUAGAUUGCAACAUGAACUAGUUGAAAUAGGAAAAAUUCCGUUGUUGAAGUAAGACAUUUUCGGUUUGGGGUUCUAAUAUUGGCUUACAUGAGGCACCAAUAUGCAGACUCGUUCUCGAAUCUCAACUUGAAACCUCUGCGGUGUGAAUGGGUGUUUCACCCUUUUCACAAGCAACAGGUUUUGUGUAUAUUUUUCUCGGGGUUAUUCGUGUUUUUGCUCAUUCUGGUGUUAUCUUUUACCAUGUCUUAUGGGAAUAUAAAAGUGAAUUAGUUGCAGCAGCAGUGACUGGAAUGUUGACAAAAGCACCAAACACUUGCUUAUCCCCCCCCCCCCCCCCGCAAAAAAAAAGUCCUUGAUAUGCAUAGAAUGCAAAGCUGAGAGUUCUGCACUCCAUUCUGUUAUAUCGUAAUUUGAUAUUAAUUAAAGUGAUGAAAAAUUACCCUGG
Rhipicephalus microplus (southern cattle tick) is the source of this 3412-nucleotide messenger RNA. Its product is annotated as heat shock protein 68. Gene Ontology annotation, molecular function: ATP-dependent protein folding chaperone; ATP binding. The record is from RefSeq and is a predicted model, not a curated record. Lineage: Eukaryota; Metazoa; Arthropoda; Arachnida; Ixodida; Ixodidae.